AUGAUGCGAAAGAAGGUUCUUCUAAUGGGUAAAAGUGGUGGUGGUAAAACGUCGAUGCGUUCCAUCAUAUUUGCCAAUUACAGUGCGAAAGAUACUCGACGUCUCGGUGCCACAAUGGAUGUUGAACAAUCCUACGUUCGAUUUCUUGGUAAUCUAAUAUUGAAUCUAUGGGAUUGUGGUGGACAAGAGGCGUUUAUGGAAUCAUAUUUUGCAACACAAAAAGAUAAUAUAUUCAAGAAUGUUGAAGUGCUGAUCUAUGUUUUCGACGUUCAAAGUCAAGAAAUAGAUAAGGAUUUGCAUUAUUAUCAAUCGUGUUUGGAAUCGAUUUUACAACAUUCAUCGAAUGCAAAAAUCUUUUGUCUAAUACAUAAAAUGGAUUUGAUUCCUGAAGAGAUGCGUACAGCGAUUUUCGCCGAACGAGAAGACAUUCUCAGAGAUUUAUCGAAGCCUCUACAAUGUGCCUGUUUUCGGACGUCCAUAUGGGACGAAACGCUGUAUAAAGCCUGGUCGCAGAUUGUUUAUCAAUUAGUGCCGAAUGUCAAAGGUCUUGAAAAAACGCUGGAGAACUUUGCAGAAAUCAUCGAUGCGGAUGAAAUUCUUUUGUUUGAGAAAGCCACGUUCUUAGUGAUUUCCCACUGUACACGAAAAGAACAUCACGAUACGCGACGAUUUGAGAAAAUAAGUGAUAUCAUCAAACAGUUUAAACUAUCAUGCAGUAAACUCGCAGCAGCUUUUCAAUCGAUGGAAGUGCGUAAUUCGACAUUUGCAUGUUUUAUUGAAUUAUGCACACCGAACACAUAUGUGAUGGUGGUAAUUAGUGAUCCGACCAUUUCGUCUGAAGUAACGUUAAUGAAUAUUCGAAAUGCUCGAAAAGUAUUCGAAAAACUUGAAAAAGACGGUGUGCGAAGUUGA
Molecule: messenger RNA, 912 nt
Organism: Adineta ricciae
Lineage: Eukaryota; Metazoa; Rotifera; Eurotatoria; Adinetida; Adinetidae
Source: the annotation of a GenBank genome assembly